This is a messenger RNA of Glossina fuscipes, 834 nucleotides long. RefSeq names its product ubiquitin-fold modifier 1 (gene Ufm1). The record is from RefSeq and is a predicted model, not a curated record. The transcript has 2 exons. Gene Ontology annotation, biological process: protein K69-linked ufmylation. Gene Ontology annotation, cellular component: cytoplasm; nucleus. Bases 546 to 749 code for a protein of 67 amino acids. Lineage: Eukaryota; Metazoa; Arthropoda; Insecta; Diptera; Glossinidae.
GAUUAAUAAAGCAAAAAAAAAUAUUUGUUAUGUAUAGAAAUUAACAGUUUUUUUUAAUAGUUUUUCAGCUGUCACAAACGACGAUUACAGUAAUUUGAAAAAGUUUUGAAAAAUUUUGCUUUCACGCGAAACACAAUGUAAUUUCUGUUCUAAGCACAAUAAACGCAAUCAGUUUUAUUUUGACAGUUAAUGAGUAACGCAUAACGCAAGUGCGUUGCACUUUAACUAAACACGUAGUAUCGUUAGUAGGAAAAAAUAGUAGUUGCAACCAUCAUUUUUACUGAAGGAUCUUCUAACAACAGUUGAGGUUUUAUUUCUUGUGUGGACAUUAUCAGCUGGUUCAUUAAAAAUAUUCGUAAAGGCUGCGUGAAAUUUUUCAAAAAUAUCACUGAAAAUUUAUAUAGAUGUGUAGAAAAAAUUAAAUCAGAUAUUUAUAAAAUACUAAUACUGUUGGUUUUUGUAAAGUGUCCACGUCAUUUGUUAUAAACAGACCGACCAACUGGCAACUUGAAUUUUCACAAAGUGAAUACCCACAAUUAAGUAAAAUGUCGGUAUUAAGUGUACCAGAAGCUGCUCCUUUUACGGCCGUCUUGAAAUUUGCAGCCGAAGAAUUUAAAGUGUCCGCCGCAACGAGCGCCGUUAUAACAGAUGAUGGGAUAGGCAUUAGUCCCCAACAAACUGCAGGAAAUGUAUUUCUAAAACAUGGCUCCGAAUUGCGUUUAAUACCACGCGAUCGAGUGGGUUGUUAAUUAAUUGAUUAAUUUAAUUUUUAUACCAUAAUAAAAACUCUUCAAACUAAUAAAGAUGUAAGAAAAAAAAAUGUGGAAACUUACA